AUGUCAGCGAGAAGUGUCAAAGGCACAGAUGGCAAGAAACCAGCCUCAGCAGCCACAAAUCUUAUUGCUGGUGGAGCCGCAGGAAUGAUGGAGGCCCUUGUAUGUCAUCCUUUAGACACAAUAAAAGUCCGUAUGCAACUUUCUCGCCGGGCACGCGCCCCUGGUGCUCCCAAACGAGGGUUCAUCACCACAGGUGCCGAGAUCAUGAAGCGCGAAACUCCCCUCGGUCUCUAUAAAGGACUCGGUGCCGUUAUAACUGGUAUUGUACCGAAGAUGGCUAUAAGAUUUACAAGUUUCGAGGCGUACAAGAAGUGGCUGGCGGAUCAGGAGACGGGAGUUGUUAGUGGAAGGGCUACAUUUUUGGCCGGUCUAGCAGCAGGUGUAACCGAAGCCGUCGCCGUCGUAACACCCAUGGAAGUAAUAAAGAUUCGUCUUCAAGCCCAACACCACAGUAUGGCCGAUCCGCUCGACAUACCAAAAUAUCGUAAUGCCGCACAUGCAUUAUAUACCGUUGUAAAAGAAGAAGGAUUCGGUGCAUUGUAUCGUGGAAUAUCUUUAACUGCUUUACGGCAAGGUUCAAAUCAAGCUGUAAACUUCACCGCCUAUACCGAGUUCAAAGAAUUGCUCCAGAAAUGGCAACCCCAAUACUCCGACUCCCCCAUUCCCUCUUACCAAACUACAUUGAUCGGUCUGGUAUCCGGAGCUAUGGGUCCUCUAUCCAACGCACCUAUCGAUACCAUCAAAACACGUUUACAGAAAACUCCAGGAGUACCUGGAGAAACAGCACUCAGUAGGAUAAAAACUAUUGCAGGGGACAUGUUUAGACAGGAAGGAUUUCAUGCGUUUUAUAAGGGAAUUACACCGCGGAUAAUGCGAGUUGCACCAGGUCAGGCCGUCACAUUUACGGUUUAUGAAUUUUUGAAGGAGAAGUUGGAGCAUAGUGAUAUGCCAAUGUUUGGAGGGAAGUAUGAAGAGUGAAUGGAUAUGUGCGUAGAUAGAAGGGAUGACGGACUUUAUGAGUAUGUAUCCAGAAUUACGAGAUGUU
Messenger RNA from Botrytis porri, 1045 nucleotides. RefSeq lists its product as uncharacterized. NCBI's taxonomy places the organism in Eukaryota, Fungi, Ascomycota, Leotiomycetes, Helotiales, Sclerotiniaceae. The record is from RefSeq and is a predicted model, not a curated record. Gene Ontology annotation, biological process: transmembrane transport; fumarate transport; succinate transport. The transcript is spliced from 5 exons. Bases 1 to 978 code for a protein of 325 amino acids.